AUGACUGUCAGUAGUAAUAAGAUUACAACUGCAGCCGAGGUGGAAUCAUUUCUGAGUCAAUAUGACGACUUUUUGUUUGACUGUGACGGGGUGUUGUGGCAGGGAGAUGUGUUGCUUCCGUCAGUAGUGGAGACUUUGGACUUGCUCCGAUCUCAGAAUAAGAGACUGAUUUUUGUUACAAACAACUCAACAAAGUCACGCCAAGCUUACACAAAAAAAUUUGCCAAAUUCGGUUUGACUGUGACCAAGGAAGAGAUUUUUGGCUCAUCAUAUUCGUCGGCCGUCUACCUUAGCAAAGUCUUAAAGUUCCCGAAAGAUAAGAAAGUUCUGGUUAUCGGAGAAAGUGGAAUUGAAGAAGAACUGACCAAUGCAGGCAUCCAAUACAUUGGAGGAACAGAUCCGGCUUUUAACAGCGAAGUCCCGGCCGACGGGAUUGAUAAACUUGAGCACGAUCCUUCUAUUGGAGCAGUUCUCUGCGGUCUCGAUUUGCAUAUUAAUUAUUACAAGAUUGCACAUGCCAUGAUGCAGCUCAAUACCCCGGACCAGGAGACCUUAUUUUUGGCUACCAAUAUCGACUCUACAUAUCCAUCUCAUGGAAAACUUCUGCCUGGUGCAGGAACCAUUGUUGGCACUUUAGAGACUUGCACUGGCAGAAAACCAGUGGCGCUAGGAAAACCUUCUUCUGCCAUGAUGGAUUGUAUUAAAGCUGAAUUUGAGUUUAAUCCUGAACGCGCAUGCAUGGUCGGCGACCGCCUGAACACGGAUAUGGUUUUUGGCACUAAGGGUGGUCUUGGAACUUUGUUUGUGCUUACUGGAGUCGACAACGAGGCCUCUAUUUUUGCUGAAAACAGAGUUGCUUCUCCUAAAUUUUACAUUGACAAGCUGGGAAGUCUUUACGAAUUGUUGCAUGGACAAAACAAUUGA
Molecule: messenger RNA, 924 nt
Organism: Sugiyamaella lignohabitans
Lineage: Eukaryota; Fungi; Ascomycota; Dipodascomycetes; Dipodascales; Trichomonascaceae
Gene: PHO13
Product: Pho13p
Exons: 1
Coding region: 1-924 (307 amino acids)
Molecular function (GO): phosphoglycolate phosphatase activity; alkaline phosphatase activity
Source: RefSeq, a predicted model, not a curated record